AGUUCACAUCCAAAACUGCGACGACGGAUAGUUGGCUGGCCAACACGUCUAACUCCGUGUCUUUUUCUCCAAUCGCGCCUUCGAAAGCCACCCAUUCACGAUUCUCUCUGGUCCCCCGGACAAGUCCUGCUUCAACCACUCCGGCAUGAUCCUUGCAGCACGCGUCAACGGCGAUUGGACACAUGAACUCAACGCAUACACGCGUAACGAACAGGAUCCAUCUGUCUGCGUAUCAGAGAAGCAAAGUGGUGGCGAGCGGAGCUGCGUACCCAUACACGUCAUGAUUGAUGGCCCAUAUGGCGGUUCGAGUGUUGACCUUGGACAGUACGAGACGGUGCUGUUGGUUGUGGGUGAAUCAGGAGCAACGUUUACGCUUGGGCUUCUGGGCGACACCGUCUUUAGAUAUAUCGAUACUGGCCGCCGUCACGCCGAACGAACAAGAAGGAUCGAAUCCGCAUGGUAUAUCAGAUCGUUUGGUGAAUGUUGCCCUGAUUCUCGGAUCCGAAUCGACCUUCUCUGAUUCUGACUCUCGUGGCGUUGUUUUUUUUAGGUCACAUCGCAUGGUUCGCAGAGAUGCUGACAGAGAUCGUCAUCCUCGCUACGGGAACCGCCUUCGAUAUCCAUUUCUCCAUCUUCGUCACAUGCUUGUGUGACCGCGAAGCUGUACCAUUCAUCCCCAACAGCGACGUCAAACUGGACCGUCCUACCUCUAUAUACACUUUUCUGUGAAACCACCGGACUUUCGCGACCCUCUUCUCUCGAAUCCGCUGAAAUGGAAGGGGAUAAACCGUUCAGCGCAGUACAGCCGCACGCCGGAGGUGGCAUCGUAGUGUGUGCGAGUGGGCCGGAGAGUCUGGUCGUUGAAACGAGGAAUGCGGUCGCGAGGUUGGGUGUUGGGAACGCUUUGAAGUUGGGUGGGGUUGUCGUGCAUGUAGAGAGCUUUGCGCUGUAAAUUGGGACCCAGGUUUGUAUGUAUGAAGAUG
Molecule: messenger RNA, 983 nt
Organism: Pisolithus orientalis
Lineage: Eukaryota; Fungi; Basidiomycota; Agaricomycetes; Boletales; Pisolithaceae
Exons: 1
Cellular component (GO): plasma membrane
Molecular function (GO): oxidoreductase activity
Source: RefSeq, a predicted model, not a curated record